This is a messenger RNA of Haplochromis burtoni (Burton's mouthbrooder), 1117 nucleotides long. RefSeq names its product meiotic recombination protein REC8 homolog. The record is from RefSeq and is a predicted model, not a curated record. NCBI's taxonomy places the organism in Eukaryota, Metazoa, Chordata, Actinopteri, Cichliformes, Cichlidae. The coding region runs from base 328 to 780 and encodes 150 amino acids. The transcript is spliced from 6 exons.
AUUACAGGCUUCUAAUAAUCUAACUGCUAAUAUUUUUAAUGCUGGCUCCUCUAAAUUGUUGCAGUAAAAGCUUCACGUGGAACCUUGAAUUCUAUUUAUUCCCCUCACUUCUUAUAUUCAGCGGCCGCUGCAGCUCUAUUAAUGGUGUGACUCAAGUAACCUUUUCAAAAAUAAACCACGAAGCUAUUUUCCCCUGCAGUCUUGCCUGAAGAGGUUCAGUUUCUAUGGAGACAGAGUGCAACCAUCACACCCCUCUCGGGCUCGGACCUGCAAGUUGGGGAGCGAGGCCCCGAAUCCACUGAUUCUGAAAGGGAGAGAGAGCGUGAGAUGCUCGAGGUUCCCGAAAGAGAGCAGGUCCUCAGAGAAAUGGCAGAAACAGAGAUGCUUGAUAUUUCAGCCCAGGGUGCACUGCCACUGGAGGGCAGUGACCAGAGAGAGGUGUCUCGGGAGAUCUCCCCCUUAUAUCUAUCCGAAGGGUCCACUCUCUCCAGGUCUAUUUCUACACUGAGGGACAUCCCAGAGGUGUCGGACGAGUUGCCUGGGAGAGUAGCCGCGGAGUCACCUCGGUUGCUGCCAGAAUUGGCCGAAGGUGAAGUAGAGCCUCUGCUUUUUCAGUCCCUCUUGCCGCCCGAGGUCAACCGCAAAAGUGUCAGCAAUGUUUUUCAGCGGCUUCUGGCAUCUUUAUCUGCCAGGAAGCUGCGUGUGGAGCAGGAUGAGCCUUAUGGUGACAUCUUCAUAUUUCGUGGCUCCAACUAUGAAGAAAUACAUCUGACUUUGUAACAUGGAAGCAGCGAAGCAGCGCUGAGCCUCCUGAUCGGACUCGUCCCGUCUUAAAGCCAGACUGGAAACUUCGUGUUCAACAGCAUCAUAAAUACAAAGCGGUGUUUUGUGAGAGAUCAUUUCACGAGAAGGGUUUAAAAAGCAUUUUAUGGAGCUUUUAAUGCGAUUAAGUGUUGUUUUUAUAAUUGUUCCUUAGUGCUACCAGGUUUAUGAGAUUUCUGAUAAAUAUUUUAACAAUUUUUAUUGUUUUAUCUGCAAUCAAACAGAAGUGUUGUCGUUGUUGUUCUGUGCACUCAGUUGAACUGUGCUGUGUUCUGUUGAACUGCAAAAUAAAUGA